Messenger RNA from Tetrahymena thermophila SB210, 4725 nucleotides. Its product is annotated as ATPase, histidine kinase-, DNA gyrase B. The record is from RefSeq and is a predicted model, not a curated record. Gene Ontology annotation, molecular function: histidine phosphotransfer kinase activity; phosphorelay sensor kinase activity. The transcript has a single exon. Gene Ontology annotation, biological process: protein autophosphorylation; phosphorelay signal transduction system. NCBI's taxonomy places the organism in Eukaryota, Ciliophora, Oligohymenophorea, Hymenostomatida, Tetrahymenidae.
AUGGUAUUUGUCACAUUUCCAAAAAAAAAAAAAUAAAAUUCAGAAUAAGCAUUGAGCAAAAUAUCACUUAAGCAUAAAAUAAUUAAUUUUUGUAGUAAGAUUAUACCUGAAACAUUUAAAACAUAAAAGUCUAACUUAAAUACUCCUAACUCAGAAUUAAAGUAUAGAAUCUAAAAAGAAUAGACUGUUACUAAAUUGGAUACAAAUAUCAGAAACAGCACAGAAAACAGUAAUAAUAACUAGAUCAUUUAUAAAAAACUAGAAAAUAGUGGAUUGGUUUUUAAUUUUGUAAAUAAAAAAUUUUAUGAUCAGUUUCAAAUCAAAGAGUGGGUAGAUACUUAAAGAAAAAGUAUCUCUGAAAAUACAAUUAAUAUGAAUUUCCAAUACUCCUUUGCUGAUCUAAUUCAUAUGGAAGAUUUUUAACAGUAAAAGGGAAAUUGGAUUUGCUCUGAGUCUCCUUUACACUAAAUAUUAUUCAAUAAUAUAUUUAAGAAUAUUAUUGUUUCACACCCUAAUCCAAGCCAAAACGACUCCAAAACAUUUAUGGAUUUAGAUAAUACUGCUGAUUUUACUUAAAAUUCCACAGAAUCUACCUGCACCUUAAGCGACUAUUUGAAGUAAUUUAUAGAAGAUAAAUAGAAUGGAGAAAAAGAUGGCUUAAACAAUUUUAUUACGAAUCAAUCUUCAAAAACAAAAAUAUAAAAAGAUCAAAAUAAUUAGUAAAAUACAAAAUAAUAUUAAAAACCACUAAAAUAAUUAAGCUGUUUCUAUAGGUAGCUAUCACCUACUUUUUUAUUGGGAUAGUAACAACAAUAGUAAUCAUAACAAAUGUAACCAAAAGAAAAUAUUUAGUCUACUUAAGAUAAUAAUAAAUAGGAUAAUUUAUAAAUUAAAGAAGAUAUCUGCAAUGUUGCUGAAGCUAAAGAUUAUGUCCUUGAAAAUCAAAAACCUUAAAAUUAAUAUUAAAAAAAUAAAAAUAACUCAAUUUAAGAUUAACGCUCAAAAAUAAUUACAGCAAAUUUUGGAGGAGAAGAUAGGUAGAAUCUUAAUACUUAAAAUACAGUUGAUGUAGAAUAAGGUUAAGCCAAAUUACUUUAGUCAGAGAAAAGGAGAAACGCAAGUAAUGAUUUUAAAAAGCAUGAGAUAAGCAUAAAUUCUCAUAUUAAUAAUAAUUGUGAUACAACUAAGAAAAAUUAACAUGAAAUCAUCUGUGCUUCUGAAGAUACUUAAAGGAAUACAGAGAGAGAAAUGCUACUUCCAAGCUAAUCAAACCUAAAAAACUUAAUUAAUCACAUUUAAAAAAAUAAAUAAUCUGAGGAUAGACAUUAAUAAAGGCAGGUUUCUUUUCAAAACAGUCAAACUGAAAAUAAUAACUAAUAGCAAAACUAUUAAUAAUACAACAAUCCUUCAGAUUAAAAAUAACAAAAUGGGGUUAAGCAGGUAGAUAACAUAGAUGGUAUAGUUAUAAAUAUUAUUGACAAUUAAAAGUAAGAAAAUUGUUAAAAUAGUAACUUUUAAAAACUGGAAGACUAGAGGAAUAAAAAUAAUUAAGUAUAAUAGCAAGAUAAUGCUUUCUUUUUCGAUACAUAAAUGGUGAGAUGUCUAUGGGGAAACGAAGAAGGAAUUUUGCUCAUUUUUAAUGAUAUUAGCUUAAAAAUAAUUAAUGAAAAAUUACGUGAGAUAGAACGAUUUAAAGAUAAAAUGCUUUCGACUGUUACUCAUGACUUAAAAACUCCUUUAAAUAGCAUAAUUAUGAUCCUUGAAAACAGCUUUGAGCUAGGAGGACUAAAUAAAAAAUAAAGAAAAAUUAUUUUAUAAAAUUCUUAGAUGCUUAUGAGCUUAAUUAAUGAUAUUUUAGAUUAUUCAUAGCUGAGGAGAGAUAAGUUCAGGCUAAUUAUUGAAGAAAUAUGUUUAACUUAGUGUAUUCUUGAUGUACUUGAUUUGUUUGAAAUACAAGCUGAGUAGAAAAAUAUUAACAUCAGUGCUAAAUUCAUUAAUUUACAAUAAGACUAUAUUAUGCAAGAUGAAAGAAGAAUUAAACAAAUACUCGUUAAUUUGAUAGGAAAUGCUUUGAAAUUCACCUAACAAAAGGGAAAAAUAGAAGUCAUAGUUAAGUAAAAGUAUAUUGAUUGCAUUCAAAUCUCUGUAAAGGAUACAGGAACAGGUAUAUCUGAAUAAAUCCAAAAAAAGCUUUUCUAAUUUUUUAAUACUUUUGAUCACUCGGAAAGAGCAAAUAACAGACAUGGAAUAGGAUUAGGAUUAGCUAUUUGUAAAUAAUUAAAUAAUUAGCUAGGACCUUGGCAUGAGAUUAAGCUUAAAUCUAAGGUAGAUUAAGGAUCGAAAUUUACUUUUUGUAUAUACACAAAUUUAGUAGAACAUCAGUAAGUUGGUCAAUAAUACAACAAUUAAAUAUCACCACUAAAAUCUAAGGCAAAUUAUGAUAAUGCACACUUUUUCAUGACAAGCAGCAAGUAAAAGCUAAGAGAUUAAAGUAAAUUAAUAGUAGAAGGCUAAAACUAGCAUUUAGGAGAUGUAACUUUUACAGAACCAUUAAAAAAUCAUAUAAGCAUACAUAAUAGCUAAGUAAAUGUUUAGAUAGUGCCUUCUCCAGUGAGCAUAAAUAAACUAACUCCUUAAGCUGGAAAGCAAAGCUAAUUAUUGUAAAGUAUAUCUCCUUAUUCUUAAAAAAAUGAGAAUGGAAUAGAAAAAUCUCAAAAAUCUGAAUUUAACACUCAACAAGAAUUAAAAAGUAAAAGUUAAAAUAGUCCUAAAAACAUGAAUCACUUAAGCUAAGAAGUAAAAACAGAUAAUUUAUAUAAUAAGAAUAGCAUUUCAAAACCUCUCUCAAGAGAAAUUUAAUCUAAUUAGGUGCAAAGAAAAGUAGGAAACCAAAAAAUAAAUUCUAUGAUUGUUUUAAAUUCAUAAUAAUAAUUAGAAUAGCAAAACUCAACAUCUUUUAGUAAGUAUUUAGAUCAAAAACAUUAAUUACUCUUACCUUUAAAAAGAUCAAUAAAAAGAGAUUAUAUUAUACUGAAAGGAAGUAGACAUAAGUUAUUAAAUUAACAAAGAGCAUAUUCUUUAAAGCUGCAAACUGAAGAAGUCAAUCGAAGAAAGAAGUCACUUCUCUUUUGUAAAUCUUAAACUAUAGAUGCAAGAAAAAAUUCAAAACGAUUAACACACAUUUAGCAAAGUAUGGCAAACUAAGUCGAGGAAUAACAGAAAAACAAUAAGUUUUGCUCAGAGAAUUGCUUGUUACACUCUUUUUCUCAUAAUCCUAAUCAAAAAUUAUAGUCUGAUACAAAUAGUUGCCAACAACAUUAACAAAGCUUAGGAUAUUAAUUACCAGAAAAUGUUAUAUCUAGCAAAUUAAUCAGGAUUGGAAAUUAAACUUAAACUACUUUGAAUUUCAAUAACUCCAUAAACAUUUCAGAUUAUAAAAAAAUAGAUAAGAGAAACAAAGAUUCCUGCUGUUUAAAUUAUGCAAAAGAUCAGUUUUGUAUGUAAGGACUGUAAGAUUUCAAUAAAGCUUUUAAUGAUGACUAAGCUCAAAGGAAAAAAACAAAAAAUAUGUUUAUUCGAGUAGCUCCAAAAUUCUAAGAAUAAUAAUCUUGUAUAAAAUAAAAUCCAUAACCAAAGUAAGAUUUAUAAGAAUCAUCUUUUGCCUUAGAGCAUCGUUUAUCAGAAAAUUUUGGUGAAAAUGAUGAACUUUAUAAAAAUUAACAAACAUUUAAAUAUUAAGAAAUAAACAUCCACCAAUAAAUUGACAAAUAACACAAUCUCCAAAAUCAAAGCAAGAGCUUUCAUGAUAUAUAAAUAGCUUAAUCAAUUCCUGAAUUGUAAAAUUAAGAAAAUGGGAUUUUUGUAAAUAAUCUAAGAUAUAACUAUAAUUAAUUAUCCAAUAAAAAAAGCACCUAUAUUUUAAAUAGUAAGUAGCAAUAAGAAGACAAAUAGUAAAAUAAAAUUGAAUCAUUUUAAAAUCUACACAAUUCUAUUAAUAAAAUAUCAAAAUCUAUUACUUAAAACAAUACUAAAGAAAUAAAAGAUGUCAAUUAAAUUAAAAUAUAUGAAGUAGGACACAAAAUGGAAAAUAUUUCUCAUAAAAGAGAAGAACAAAACGCAAAUGCUGCGGACGAAUGGAGAGAAGAUGAUGAGGAAAUGUGUGAAGAAAGUGAAGAAGACUAUGAAGAAGAUUAAGUUUAGCAUCAUAACUUCAAAGAAUUAGCAAGUAAUUAUAAGUUUAUUGAGAACAAUAACGAAAAAUAAAUGGUCUGGGUUUAAAAUGACAGAAAACUGUAAGUUGAGAUAUUAAAAACCUUAUUGUAAGACUAUUCUAAAGUUCUUAUUGCUGAUGACUCUCCAUUUAACAUUUUCUGUUUGAAACAAAUUUUAACUAAGAACAUUAAUCUUAACAUUUUUGAUGCUUAUAAUGGUAAUGAAGCUUUAAAUUCAUACAAAUAAAAUCGGUAGCAAAUCAUAUUUAUGGAUCUCAAUAUGCCAGUUUUAGACGGCUACGAAUGUCUGAAGUGCAUUAGAUAAUAUGAAGAAGAAAAUCAUAUAGAGGAGAAAACAAAAGUUAUUGUAAUUAGUGCCCAAGAAUAUGAACCAUUUUUUAGUAAUUUUGAUGGAUAUUUAAGUAAGCCAAUCAAACUAAUUGAUAUGAUAAAUUUAUUGUAAAUAUUUAGAUAAAACCAAACUAAUAUAUCUUCUUCUUAACCUUAAAUUUGA